Molecule: messenger RNA, 2385 nt
Organism: Filobasidium floriforme
Lineage: Eukaryota; Fungi; Basidiomycota; Tremellomycetes; Filobasidiales; Filobasidiaceae
Product: glycoside hydrolase
Exons: 14
Coding region: 1-2385 (794 amino acids)
Biological process (GO): glucan catabolic process
Molecular function (GO): beta-glucosidase activity
Source: RefSeq, a predicted model, not a curated record
AUGCGCAACUCUCUUGCGGUAGCGACUGCCGCAGCGAUCCUGUGCGCCAGUACGACCCACGCCUUGCCCGGCACUAUCGCCUUGACUUCCCGACAAGCGCAGCCCGCUUCCCCCCUCGCGGACGGUCUGAGCUACAGCGUCCCUCCCCCUCCAGCUACCGGAGGCUCGAGCGCCGUGUGGCAAGCGGCGUUCGAAACGGCGAGAGGGUUGAUCGAGCAGAUGACGCUCGAAGAAAAGGUCAAGAUGGCUACCGGUCAACCUGGCCCGUGUAUCGGGAACACAUUGGCAGUCCCUAGAUUGGGUAUUCCCGCGUUGUGCAUGUCCGAUGGACCUGCUGGCGUCAGACCGGCUUUGGGUGUCACGCAGUUCCCGGCCGGUGUCACUACCGCCGCCACUUGGGACCGAGAGUUGAUGUACAACCGGUCUCUAGCGAUGGGUCAAGAGUUUCGCGACCAAGGUGUCCACAUCGCGUUCGGUCCGGUCACAGGAGGACCUCUCGGUCGUGCCGUCUUGAACGGAAGGACUUUCGAGGGCUUCGCUGCAGACCCUUAUGCUGCAGGCGAAGCGUCGUACUAUGCCGUCAAGGGUAUUCAGGACGCUGGGGUCAUCGCUACCGCCAAGCAUUUUAUCGGCUAUGAGCAGGCAAGUCGCAGACGGCGAUCGGUAUUGCACAUGCAACGUCGCGCUCGCGCCCCUGCAGGGCAGUUGCCAUACGACAGCAUCAUCGACGACAAGACCACGCACGAGAUGUACCUCUGGCCUUUCGCUGAUGCGGUCCGUGCGGGAGUCGGCGCGGUCAUGUGCUCGUACAAUUUGGUUAACGGGACGCACUCCUGCGCCAAUUCUGAAACCAUCAACGGGUUGCUCAAAACCGAGUUGGACUACCAGGGCAUGGUCUUGAGCGAUUAUGGCUCUGUUUGGGGCACUCAGGCGUUCGCCCAGGGCGGUCUCGAUAUUUCCACCCCGGGCGAUGGCCUGGGUGGACUCUUUGGGAAGUUCUUUGGCAACGAGCUGCUUGCACUUGUUGGCAACGGCACCAUCGACGAGAGUCGCAUUCAGGAUCAGGCCAUCAGGGUCUUGACGCCUUACUUUGCGCUCGGUCAAAAGGACGACCCGCUCCCGCCCCCUACCCAGAAAGUCAGUACCAACUAUCUGAUCCCCUCGGUGAACGAGUAUAGGAACGUCCAGAAGGGCAGCACCGUCGAUUUGAUCCGCCGAAUCGGCGAGGAAGGUGCCGUCCUUCUGAAAAAUACUGGUGGCCUACCUUUGCAAAAGCCCCGCAGGAUGUUGAUCGUUGGAGAAGAUGCCGGCUAUCAUCGAGCGGCAGGCGACUUUGGGAACGGAGGACCAAUCAACACGUUCGCGCUCGGCUUUGGCUCCGGAUACGCUAUUCCCAACAACCUCAUCGACCCUCUUGCCGCCAUCUCCAUGCGUGCUCUGGAGGACCAGACGACGAUCGAGUCCGUAUUGAAUAAUACGAAUAUCGCUCUCAUCUCGAGCCUAGCGUCUCAAACCGACGUCGCCGUCGUGUUUAGCGAAGCCUUGACUGGCCAGGGCACCGAACGCCGCGACCUGAACCUGACCCGUAAUGGUACCGAGAUCAUUCUGGCUACCGCCGCUCAGUGCUCGAACACUGUCGUCGUUCUUCACCUCCCUGGAGCUGCCAAUCUGGAAGCGUUCGUGGAUCAUCCCAAUAUUACGGCCAUCCUCGCUCCGAUGCUCCCGGGAGAGCAGACGGGGACAUCCCUAGUGCGGCUUUUGUACGGGGAUGUCAACCCGAGCGGGAAGCUGCCCUUCACAAUCGGCAAGAGCCUCUCUGACUACCCGCCCAACACCGUCGUCCGAGACAACGUCGUUCGCCCGACCACCGAGUUUACAGAAAAGUCUCUUAUCGACUACCGCUGGUUCGAUGCCAAGAACAUUGAGCCUCGAUUUGAAUACGGAUUCGGAUUGAGCUAUUCGACAUUCGCCUACAACAAGAUCUGGAUCAACGAAACGGCCGCCAAAGACACCCUCAGCUUGCAAGCUACUGCAGAGCGAUUCUCAGGCCAGAAAGCAGGAGAGUCCCUCUACGAUGUCUUGUUCACAGUAUACGCCGAAAUCGAAAACUCGGGCAAGGUCUUUGGUUGUGAAGUCGCUCAGCUCUACGUCGAGUUCCCUUCGGUGGAAGGACAACCUCCCAGAAACAUGCGUGGAUUCGACAAGGUCAAACACCUCGAGUCAGGCGACAAGCGGACCGCAACUUUCCCGAUCCGUCGUAAGGAUGUCAGCGUGUGGGACACAGUCCUCCAGAUGUGGCGCUCCCCCGCAGAGCCUCAGGUGGUCUUCCACGUCGGCUCCAGCUCUCGCAAAUUGCCACUCAGAUUGCCUUACAACCUGUACUGA